AUGCCGUCCUCCGCUGGUCAGAAGGUCACCGACCCCACCGCUAACCCGAUCGCCGAGGGCACCGGCAUCGUCACCAGUGACUCUCUGGCCGCCGAAUCCCUGAAGGGUGACGGCUCUUUCGCCGCUGGGAAUCUUAAGGCUGGCGUGAGCGCACAGCCAAGCCGUGGCACCACAAUUAACACGACCGACACGUCGGCGGCGCGUACGCUGCACUCGGCGGCGGACGCGGAGUCGCGCGACGCGCAGCAGGAGUGGAGCGAGCAGGCGCAGCUGAACGCAGGCAGCGGGCUGAGCGGCAAGGGACCGACCUACAACACUACUACUAGCUCGAGCAACGCCGGAAUUGCCCCUACGGCUUACAGCGCGAGCCAGCUGCACGAGCAGAAGCCGAAGGGGGCGAAUCUCACCGAGGGCGACUUCUCGUCCUACGCGCCCAACGCCAGCUUCAACAGUGAGAUCGGCUCCAAAAACGACCCAGGCCGCAUUGCUGAGCAGAAGUUCCAGCACAGCGCUCAGCAGAGCGGCCUCGAUGCGGCGCAACCGAAGGACAAGGGCGACACUGGUGACCAGCCCUACUCGGUUCUAAAGGAGGCGUCGGCCUGA
This is a messenger RNA of Lasiodiplodia theobromae, 603 nucleotides long. Its product is annotated as Cell surface protein. The record is from RefSeq and is a predicted model, not a curated record. NCBI's taxonomy places the organism in Eukaryota, Fungi, Ascomycota, Dothideomycetes, Botryosphaeriales, Botryosphaeriaceae. The transcript is spliced from 2 exons. The coding region runs from base 1 to 603 and encodes 200 amino acids.